This is a messenger RNA of Acanthocheilonema viteae, 645 nucleotides long. The record is from the annotation of a GenBank genome assembly. NCBI's taxonomy places the organism in Eukaryota, Metazoa, Nematoda, Chromadorea, Rhabditida, Onchocercidae.
AUGGAAAGUGAGGACUGUAUUUUGCGGUUGGCCGAUCGGACGGAUGGUUGCUUCUCACUGGAAGCCAACUUUCGCGUUGCUGCCUCCAGACGUGUUUCACACCACUUUUCACGUAUGCACAUGAUGGCUGAUGUUGUACGUGCAGCGGGUAUCCUAAUUUAUCGUCAUAAAGCUGGUCAAAUUGAAUAUUUAUUAUUGCAGGCAUCUUAUUCUCCAUAUCAUUGGUCUCCACCAAAAGUUAUCCAGUUUGAAUUCAAUUUUAGGACAUUGUUGGAAGUUGUAGAUUUAAUUUCUCAUUAUUGGCGUAAGUUAGCCCUAGGUCACGUUGAUUCUAAUGAAGACGAAUGGUCAGCAGCAUUGCGCGAAACUUUUGAAGAAGCUGGAAUAAUGGCUGAUAACUUGGAUGUGCAUAUGGACUUUAUGGAAAUUCUGGAGUACGUAGUGAAAAAAAAUAACCGUUAUGAAGGAGAGAAAACAGUCAAGUAUUGGUUGGCAAAAUUGAAGGACGAUAAAGAAAUUAAAUUAUCAGAUGAGCAUAAAGAUGGGAGAUGGUUAUCGGCCGAUGAAGCUAUUGUGCUGGUACAAUACAAAGAAAUGCAGGAUUUGAUUCGAAAAGCCCAGGAAUACUUAGUUCAUAAAAAAUAG